Lepus europaeus (European hare) is the source of this 2141-nucleotide messenger RNA. It is a transcript of the gene BFSP1, whose product is annotated as beaded filament structural protein 1. The transcript has 8 exons. Gene Ontology annotation, molecular function: structural constituent of eye lens. Gene Ontology annotation, cellular component: intermediate filament; cytoplasm. The coding region runs from base 1 to 2001 and encodes 666 amino acids. Lineage: Eukaryota; Metazoa; Chordata; Mammalia; Lagomorpha; Leporidae. The record is from RefSeq and is a predicted model, not a curated record. Gene Ontology annotation, biological process: lens fiber cell development.
AUGUACCGGCGCAGCUACGUCUUCCAGACCCGCCAGGAGCAGUAUGAGCGCGCCGACGAGGCGCCCGAGCGGCCGGCCGACGAGGGCCGGGGCGCGCCGCCCAGCCUGGCGGCGCUGCAGGGCCUCGGCGAGCGCGUGGCCGCCCACAUCCAGCGGGCCCGGGCGCUCGAGCAGCGGCACGUCGGGCUGCGGCGGCAGCUGGACGCCUUCCAGCGCCUGGGCCAGCUGGCGGGCCCCGAGGACGCCCUGGCUCGCUACGUGGAGGGCAACCGCCAGCGCGCCCGGGACCUGGCUGCCGAGCGCGGCCGGCUGGAGCGCCAGGGCGCAGAGGCGCAGCGCGCGCUCGACGAGUUCCGCAGCAAGUAUGAAAAUGAGUGUGAGUGCCAACUGCUGCUGAAAGAAAUGCUCGAACGGCUGAACAAGGAAGCCGACGAGGCCCUGUUGCAUAACCUGCGCCUUCAGAUCGAAGCCCAGUUCCUGCAGGAUGACAUCAGUGCAGCCAAGGACAGGUACAAAAAGAAUCUUCUGGAAAUCCAGGCCUACAUCAGCAUCCUGCAGCAGAUCACCCAUACUGCUUCGCAGGUGGCCACCAGCGCAGGUGGGAUGAGGGAGGAGAAGCUCCUGACCGAGCGGGAAGUGUCGUCUCUGCAGGAUCAGCUGGAGGGGGCCCAGGAGUCAUUGUCCCACCUACAGGCGCAGAGAACAGAGCUGCAGGCCCAGACGUCGACCCUGGAACAAGCUAUCAAAAACGCCCACGAGUGUUACGACGACGAGAUCCAGCUGUACAAUGAGCAGAUUGAAACCCUGCGCAAGGAGAUCGAGGAGACGGAGCGGACCCUGGAGAAGUCGACCUAUGACUGCCGGCAGCUGGCGGUCGCACAGCAGACCCUGAAGAAUGAGCUGGACCGGUACCAUCGGAUCAUCGAGAUGGAAGGCAACAGGCUGAGCUCCGCCUUCAUUGAAACUCCUAUCACCCAGUUCACAGCGAGCCAGGGACCCUCUCUCAGCCUGGGAUCCAGCGGGAAAGCGCUCACCAGGGCGGUGCAGGAUAUAACAGCAGCGAAGCCAAGACAGAAAGGGCUCCCCAAGAGUGUGCCGAAGAGGAAGGAGCUCCUGGCUCAAGACAAAGGCGGCAGAACCCUGGAGGACGCGCCGCCGAAGGGCCCGGAAGGCACCAAGUCUGUGCAAGUGACGGCACUGCAAGAGGAGGACGAAGCUGGGCCGGAGCCAGGGGCCGGAGCAGUGAGUCAGCCUAGGCCUGACGCGGCGCGGGAGGACGUGCCGGACGGCGGGCAGAUCAGCAAAGCCUUCGGGAAACUCUGCAAGCUGUUCAAGGAGCCGGCGAAAAGUCCCCAGGAGCCCGAGGCGGAGGCGCCCGCUGACCUCUACACCAAAGGGCGGCACGUGCUGGUCACGGGGGACGCCAGCCACGUGGACCCCGGCUUCUGCGCCUCCUCCAUCCCAGCCAAGGGCGGAGUGGUGAUUUCCAUCGAGGACGGCGCCAAGCCUCGGGACGACCAUGAAGAGCCCUCGCCCGAGCCGCCCAAGCCCCCUCUGGAGAAUGGACAGGGGGAUCCCCAGGAGAAAGAGGGUGGCCCGUCCAGCAACCAGAAGAGCCCAGACAAGGAGAAGGAGAUAAGCACCCAAGACCCGCAAGGCCCUGGGGAGAAGGAUGAGGGCAAGGAGGAGGAAGACAAGGGGCCCGGGAGACCCUCUCCGGUGGCCGCCCCUGAGCCAGAGGGGCCGGCCACACCCCAGGCCGAGAAGGCUGGGGCCGAGCAGGAUCCCUCCGAAGGGCCCGGGCCCAAGGGUAAGGGCAGCAGCCUGCCGGACAAAGGCGCCCCCAGGGCUCUGGCGUACAAGAAGGUGGAAGUGGUGGAAUCCAUUGAGAAGAUUUCAACAGAGAGCAUCGAGACCUACGAGGAGACGGCGGUGAUCGUGGAAACCGUGGUGGGAAAGGCCAAGGCCAACAAGAAGCAGCCGGGGGAGAAGGGGUCUUAACCCCGCCCCCUGGGCUCCAGGGGGAACACAGCUUCCCCGGCCCCGCUGGAGGGGACGUGCUUUGCUAUUGUAGGACAGCUGAUGCGAGAGUGAGGGUUCCUGCUUGCCUUAGAUCAUAGUCCACCCCUCUGGCCUUGCCG